AUGCCUGCUCAGCUGCUCCUCUCUGCUCCACACGGCCAGCUGCUCGUCUCUAUUCAGGGUUGGGGGGCUCCAUUCCUGCUCCUGGUGCUCUCACUGGGGAGAGUGUCUGCUUUGGACUUCAGCUGUGAAACCCUUCUCCUGAUGGCCUCCAAUCUCACAGUGAGGACAAUGGUGUUGAACUUGACGCUGACCUUCACCAACACAUCAGGUCAGUACUGUGACCUGUCCGUGGACGGGAUAGGCACCUGCUGGCCCCGCAGUGCAGCAGGAGAGGUGGUGUCCAGGCCGUGUCCAGAGCAGUUCAAUGGGAUUCACUACAACACCUCAGAUCGAGUCUACAGAGAGUGUCAGCCCAAUGGGACCUGGGCGCCUCGGGGAAACUACAGCCAGUGCACUGAGAUCAUUCUGCUGAGGAAGAGUAAGGUGCAUUAUCAGGUGGCUGUCAUCAUAAACUACCUGGGACACUGCAUCUCUCUGGCAGCGCUGGUGCUGGCAUUUACUCUCUUCAUGAGACUUCGGAGCAUCCGGUGCCUGAGAAACAUCAUUCACUGGAACCUGAUCUCAGCAUUCAUCCUGAGGAAUGCCACAUGGUUCAUUGUCCAGCUGACUAUGUCUCCCAUGGUCACAGAGAGCAACCAGGUGUGGUGCCGAGUCGUGACUGCAGGCUAUAACUAUUUCCAUGUGACAAACUUCUUCUGGAUGUUUGGGGAGGGCUGCUACCUGCACACGGCUGUAGUGAUGACGUAUUCUACUGACAAGCUGCGGAGGUGGAUGUUCAUGGUCAUCGGAUGGGGAAUCCCGCUGCCCAUCAUUGUGGCCUGGGCCUUUGGGAAGCUGUACCACGACGAUGAAAAGUGCUGGUUCGGGAAAAAACCUGGUGUUUACAUAGACUAUAUCUACCAAGGCCCAAUGAUCCUAGUUUUGUUGAUCAAUUUUGUAUUUCUGUUUAACAUUGUGAGGAUCUUGAUGACGAAGCUCAGAGCAUCCACAACCACUGAGACCAUACAGUACAGAAAGGCCGUCAAAGCGACCUUGGUGCUGCUGCCUCUGCUCGGCAUCACUUACAUGCUGUUCUUUGUCAACCCUGGAGGAGAGGACCAGCUCGCUCAGAUCGUCUUCAUCUAUUUUAACUCCGUCCUGGAGUCUUUCCAGGGUUUUUUCGUAUCUGUGUUUUAUUGCUUCUUAAAUACUGAGGUGCGGUCAGCAGUGAGGAAGCGCUGGCUCCGGUGGCAGGACCAGAACUCGAUCCGCAGCAGAACCAUGAGGGCCACAUCCAUCCCCACAUCUCCCAGUCGAGGAUCCUUCCAAAGCAUAAAGCAGACUUCAAAUCUCUGA
Messenger RNA from Knipowitschia caucasica, 1335 nucleotides. NCBI's taxonomy places the organism in Eukaryota, Metazoa, Chordata, Actinopteri, Gobiiformes, Gobiidae. The record is from the annotation of a GenBank genome assembly.